Molecule: messenger RNA, 1968 nt
Organism: Coccinella septempunctata (seven-spotted ladybird)
Lineage: Eukaryota; Metazoa; Arthropoda; Insecta; Coleoptera; Coccinellidae
Gene: rtet
Product: major facilitator superfamily domain-containing protein 10
Exons: 7
Coding region: 482-1792 (436 amino acids)
Biological process (GO): transmembrane transport
Cellular component (GO): brush border membrane
Molecular function (GO): transmembrane transporter activity
Source: RefSeq, a predicted model, not a curated record
CUCACUUCUGUCUGUCAAUCUGACGUGGACUUGUUUACAUUUGCUUUUGGUGAACGUCAAAAACUACAAUUUUCUCGGCCUUUUUUUGGAUUUUCCGAUUGGCUCCUGAAUCAAGAUUAUUUGCUGGAAAGGGUCUGGUUAUUCAUCUUUCGAUUGGCAUUUUUCGAGGUCCUCGAUAUGCUGCGGUUCGCUCAUAAAUAGCGAUUUCCCAACCCUAUAAGUCCAUUGAGUUCAAUGUCUAGAUCAGCUGAUAUUCCCCUCUUACCUCUCCCAUUAGGUGCUUACGAUUAUCACAGGUCUUUAAGAGUUCACUGGAUUAGAAUUAUAAUUAUUGGACAUAACCACACAUAACCAGUCAGAGACAACUCUGUCUGUUACCAGCUAUUAUUUAUUUGAUCCUUUGAAAGAGAUCUAGUCUACAAAUUGCCUCUAGGUCAUUGGUACAUGUAUUCAGAAUCAAAAUAUUUCAUAUUCACUGAAAAUGAAAUCAUCAAAAAAAAAAAUUGACCCUGUAUAUGUAGUCUUUAUUUCCCUCCUCCUCGAUUUGCUGGCUUUUACAAUGAUUCUUCCAUUGCUACCAUCAUUAUUAGACCAUUACAAGAAUAAUGAUUCCACUGGAUUAUAUGCAUGGUUAUCUGACAAAGUGAAAUAUUUUCAAGAAAUUGUUGGAGCCCCCGAGAAAUUCAAUAAUGUCUUGUUUGGUGGAUUUUUGGGUUCCAUGUUCAGUUUUCUACAGUAUCUUACUUCUCCCCUUCUGGGGAGUAUAUCUGAUGUUAUUGGAAGACGAUCUGUGAUGAUAAUUUGUUUGCUGGGUAUAUCAUUUUCAUACAUACUCUGGGUGUUCUCUAAUAAUUUAAUUAUAUUCAUAAUUGCUCGAUUUAUUGGAGGAAUAAGCAAGGGAAAUGUGUCUUUAAGCAUGGCAAUAAUAACUGAUGUUUCCUCAGUUGAGAAUAGAGGAAAAGGAAUGGCUCUCAUUGGCAUAGCGUUUUCUUUGGGUUUUAUUAUCGGGCCCCUUAUUGGAGCAGCUUUUGCUGUAUGGGCUAAAACAAGAACAGGACAGUGGUAUAUCAUUCCUGCAACUUUUGCAUUACUCCUUUCUCUCGCAGAUUUGUUAUUUGUAACUUUAGUUUUUCAGGAAUCAUUACCAAUGGAGAAGAGGGCCAAAUCUUUUAAGAGUAGUUUGAAAAAUGCUGAAGCCAUGAUAAAUGUGAAGAAUUUAUUCAGUUUUUCUGCUGUGGAUCAUGGCCAGAAAACAAAUACUAAAGAACUAAGGAAGUUGGGUUUGAUAUAUUUUGUGUACCUAUUCAUUUACAGCGGAUUAGAAUUCACCCUGACAUUUUUGACUCAUCACGUUUUUGAAUAUUCAUCAAUGGAGCAGGGGUGGAUGUUUUUUUCGAUAGGUCUAACAAUGGCUAUCAUACAGGGUGGUUACGUUAGGAGAAUUUCGAAGGAUAAGAUAAAGAAAACUGCAAUCUUAGGAUUGUGGCUGAUCAUUCCUUCAUUUAUUUGUGUAGGUCUAGCAACUGGACCAAUAUUAUUAUACCUAGGCUUAUUUCUGUAUGCAUCAUCAACUGCGUUAGUUGUACCAUGCAUUAUGACUAUGGCCUCUCUAUAUGGUGAUGCUCACCAGAAGGGAACAGUUAUGGGUAUUUUUCGAUCUCUUGGUGCCCUAGCUCGAGCUCUGGGCCCAAUCAUAGCCAGUAUUGCAUUCUGGAGUAUAGGUUCACGUAUAACUUAUUUAAUAGGAUCAGUUUGUCUUUUAUGGCCUGUACUGCGGUUACUAAGACUGUAAAUUCCAUAUUUAAUUAUUUUCUAAAAUGACAAAAGUAUUGCUCAUCCAUCACCGUUUUGUAGUAUUUAUUAUAAAGUAUAUGCUCUUAAUAUUUAUUCAACUGUUUUAUAAAUGUAUUGAUGAAAUAUUUCAUAGAUAUAUAUAUUUUUCUAAACUGAAUAAACUAUUUAUUGAUA